Messenger RNA from Gossypium raimondii (Peruvian cotton), 2005 nucleotides. RefSeq names its product CBL-interacting serine/threonine-protein kinase 3. The transcript has 15 exons. Lineage: Eukaryota; Viridiplantae; Streptophyta; Magnoliopsida; Malvales; Malvaceae. The coding region runs from base 337 to 1656 and encodes 439 amino acids. Gene Ontology annotation, biological process: protein phosphorylation; signal transduction. The record is from RefSeq and is a predicted model, not a curated record. Gene Ontology annotation, molecular function: ATP binding; protein kinase activity.
CAAUCAUCUAAUAAGCAUAUUCCUUAUUCUUUUCUCUCUUUCUCAGUUUUUUUGGUAAUCAUUCUUUUCUCUCUUUCGAUAGUUCUUUGAAUUAUACAUUUUCUUAUAUAAUUCUGUUUCCUUAUUUAAUCAAUACGAGUUAAUGGUGUACGACAAAGUUAUAAUAUUUGUUUGAAGCUUGUACUUUUACUCAAGUUUUAAACAUUAAAUUUUUUACUGUUGGUGGUGAUAUUUCUCGACUCUUUAAGCCUCUACUCAGCAUUAGUGAAAUCAAAUCAAGCUCCAAAUUUAAUUUGUUAUUCUGGUAGCAGAAGAAGAUUAUAUAGUUAAAGAGGAAUGAGUCAACCUAAAAUCAAGCGUCGUGUGGGUAAAUAUGAGGUGGGAAGGACAAUUGGGGAGGGGACAUUUGCUAAAGUGAAGUUUGCAAGAAAUUCUGAGACAGGGGAAGCUGUGGCACUUAAGAUCCUUGAUAAAGAGAAGGUUCUCAAGCACAAGAUGGCUGAACAGAUCAAGCGGGAAAUAGCAACAAUGAAGUUGAUACAGCAUCCAAAUGUUGUUCGUUUAUACGAGGUGAUGGGAAGCAAGACAAAGAUAUUUAUUGUUUUGGAGUUUGUUACCGGGGGAGAGCUCUUUGACAAAAUUGUAAACAAUGGACGGAUGAGAGAAGAUGAGGCACGGAGAUACUUCCAGCAGCUCAUUAAUGCUGUUGAUUAUUGCCAUAGCAGGGGUGUAUACCAUAGAGACCUGAAGCCAGAAAAUUUGCUCUUAGAUGCUUACGGUAACCUCAAAGUUUCUGACUUUGGAUUGAGUGCACUAUCUAAGCAAGUCAGGGAUGAUGGUCUCCUUCACACUACCUGUGGAACACCAAAUUACGUUGCUCCUGAGGUCCUUAAUGAUAGAGGUUAUGACGGGGCAACUGCGGACCUCUGGUCGUGUGGCGUGAUACUCUUUGUGUUGCUUGCAGGUUACUUGCCUUUUGAUGAUUCUAAUAUUAUGAAUCUCUAUAAAAAGAUUUCAGCAGCUGAAUUCACUUGCCCCCCUUGGCUAUCUUUUAGUGCGAUGAAAUUGAUAACUCGAAUCUUGGAUCCGAACCCAAUUACCCGCAUUACCAUUCCCGAAAUUUUGCAAGAUGAAUGGUUUAAGAAAGAUUACAAACCUCCCAUGUUUGAGGAGAAAGACGAUACGAACUUAGAUGAUGUAGAAGCUGUAUUUAGGGAUUCUGAAGAGCACCAUGUUACGGAAAAGCGAGAAGAACAACCAACGCCUAUGAAUGCAUUCGAGUUAAUUUCUAUGUCAAACGGGUUAAACCUCGGGAACCUGUUUGAUGCGGAACAGGGAUUUAAGAGAGAAACAAGGUUUACAUCUACACGUCCUGCUAAUGAGAUUAUCCACAAGAUUGAGGAAGCCGCAAAGCCUCUCGGGUUUGAUGUGCACAAGAAGAACUACAAGAUGAGACUUGAGAAUAUGAAAGCUGGGAGGAAAGGGAACCUUAACGUGGCCACGGAGAUAUUUCAAGUGGCACCUUCUUUGCAUAUGGUCGAGGUGCGAAAAGCUAAGGGUGAUACACUGGAAUUCCACAAGUUCUAUAAAAACCUUUCAAGCUCUCUCGAUGAUGUAGUUUGGAAAACUGAGGAGGACAUGAAAGAGGUGAAGUAAAGGAAUGUCGGGUGGCAGCCCAUAUUUUGGAGGGUAAUGCCUCUGAUCUUUUGCCCAUGGAGUGGUUAAAUGUUGUUCCAUUUCUCCCUAUUGUUCAUUCUUUUGGCUUCCCAUGUCGUUUUCUUAAUUUUCUUAUCUUUAUAGCCUGUAAGAUUAAACAGCCAUGGUUCUUCCAAUUUGUUUUCCAGUGUUAUUAGUGUUGGGAAAUAUGGAUGAUUUCCAUGGAAAGAAGUGGUUUUUAAACUGUAAUGAUAUUUGAAACAUGGAUGAUUUCCAUGGACCGGGUGCUUCUUCUAUAUAUACACAUUUAUAUAUGAAUUAGUAGUUCUUUUUUCUUCUUUGGAAAGAA